AUGGAUGUUCAAAGCCUGUUCAAUGUCAAGGGCAAAGUUGUCCUGGUCACCGGCGGAGCAAAAGGCAUCGGACGAAUGAUCACGGAAGGAUACAUAACCAAUGGCGCCACAGUCUACAUCUCGUCCCGCGACGCAAAGGCAUGCGAGCAGGCAGUCGGGGAGCUCAAUGCGCUGGGCAAGGGUAAAGCCCAUGCCAUCCCGGCUGAUUUCUACAAGGAAGAAGAUAUCAAAAGGCUCGCCGAGGAGCUCGGAAAGCGCGAGAGCAAACUGCAUGUGCUCGUGAACAACUCUGGAUCAAACUGGGGCGCUCCCUACGACGAAUACCCAUCCUCGGCAUGGACCAGGGUGCUGACUCUCAACCUGCAACGCGUCUUUGACCUUACCAAAUUGGUGACGCCGUUGCUUGAAAAGGGCGCCAGCGAAGGCGACCCAUCCCGAAUCAUCAACAUUGGCUCGGUGGAUGGACUGCGAGUGCCUGCUCUGGAGACGUUUGCCUACUCUGCAUCCAAGGCCGGGUUGCACCACUUGAGCCGAGUGCUAGCGAACCACUUGGGAAAGAGAAACAUCACAUCAAACACCCUCGCAUGCGGUCCGUUCCGAAGCAAGAUGAUGGCAGCGACAUUGCGAGAUAUGGAGGAAGUGAUUGUAUCUGGCAUUCCACUCAGUCGAAUCGGUACGCCGGAAGACGUGGCUGGCGCCUGUCUUUUCCUGAGCAGUCGGGCAGGGUCAGAGCAUCGACUUGCCGGCUGGAAGAACGGUGUUGAGCAGAGCAAGAUCCACGAAGCUUGUGAGUCGAAAAACGCAGCUCUCAAACCACCACUACUCUCCCCGCUAAGCUUCACCGGUUGGAGAUCCCGCGGGGCCCUUAUUAUGACUUCGCAAAAUCGGCUUGAACGCUCUGUUUCUAUCGUGUCCGACCCUUUCUCUGAUCCCGAUGUCUACUAUGGCGAGGAUGACGCGCGUAACCGCCUUUCGCACCGGCGCACUUUUUCCGCUGACAUGAGAUCGGUGAAUCGGGAGGACAUCAAAGAGUUUCUGGGGAAAUUGCCUGCGCGGAGAGGCAGUCAUGAUGAGUCGUCGCAGACUCCCCGCAAGUUCCUGGUCGAUGUCGAUGCUACAAUAGCCACGCUCUUGGAAAGAGAGGACACAGACCGGAAUUUGGAAAUUACUAUCGAGGAUGUGGGACCAAAGACGAUGUCUCUAGGUACAGCUGGAUCCCAUGGAUACAACAAGUUCGACGUUCGCGGUACUUAUAUGCUGUCGAACCUGCUCCAGGAGCUGACAGUCGCCCGAGGCUAUGGCCGGAAGCGCAUCGUGCUCGAUGAACAGCGACUGAGCGAAAACCCAGUGAACCGUCUAUCACGAUUCAUCAAGAAGAUGUUCUGGAAUGCGUUGACCCGCCGGAUUGACGGUUCUAAUAUUGCAGUCGCUGGGUUGGACCCAAAGGACUGGACUGGAGAUCCUCGCCCGCGUAUAUACAUCCCGGCUGGAGCGCCGGAACAGUUUGAGUACUACACCCGGAUUGCCGAAGAACACCCCGAGAUUGGGUUGGAUGUUCAGAGGCUGGAAACACCAAUUACCCCUGAAUAUGUCAAGAACUUGAACCUCAAACCAGGCCUUUUGGCUUGUGCAAUGGAGGAGUUCACCAAUCCGGAGACGGGGAAGAAAGACCUUCGGGGUGUUCCAUUCGUUGUUCCCGGCGGCCGCUUCAAUGAGCUCUAUGGCUGGGAUAGUUACAUGGAAUCUCUCGGGUUGAUUGUCAGUGACCGAGUUGAUCUUGCAAAAGCCAUGGUGGUAAACUUCUGUUUCUGCGUCAAGCACUAUGGCAAGAUCCUCAAUGCUACUCGAUCCUACUAUUUGCUUCGGUCUCAGCCUCCCUUCCUUACAGACAUGGCUUUGCGAGUCUACGAUAAAAUUAAGUCGGAACCGGAUGCGCUAGAAUUCUUGCGCAACGCCAUCCUCGCAGCUAUCAAGGAAUACUACAGUAUCUGGACAGCAGAACCUCGAUAUGACCCAGUCACUGGCCUCUCGCGUUACCGUCCAGAGGGUCUAGGUGUCCCCCCGGAGACUGAAGCAUCCCACUUCCUGCACCUUCUCACACCUUAUGCAGAGAAGUAUGGCAUGACAUUUAAAGAGUUUGUUACGGCCUACAAUGAUGGGGUGGUCAAAGAACCCGAACUUGACGAAUAUUUUGAGCAUGACCGUUCCGUGCGCGAGUCUGGCCAUGAUACAUCGUACCGACUUGAAAGGAUCUGUGCGAACCUGGCCACUGUGGAUCUCAACUCUUUGCUAUACAAGUACGAGGUGGAUAUCUCACGCUCAAUUCGUACGUAUUUCAAGGAUAAGCUCGACAUCCCGCACGAGUUCCGUACUGCUCAAAGCGAGAAAAUCGAAUUUGAGACAUCUGCCGUUUGGGAUCGCCGCGCUCGGAAGAGAAAGAUGACUAUGGACAAGCUGCUCUGGGACGAGGAAAAGGGUAUGUUCAUGGACUACGAUACAGUCUCACAUGAACGCAAAACGUACGAAAGCGCCACAACUUUCUGGGCCAUGUGGGCCGGUAUAGCCACCCCUGCUCAAGCUGCCAAACUGGUCAAGCUAGCCCUCCCCAAACUUGAGGAAUAUGGCGGUCUCGUUUCAGGAACAAAAGAGUCUCGCGGCGAGAUCAGCUUGACGCGUCCCAAUCGUCAAUGGGACUAUCCGUACGGGUGGGCACCGCAGCAAAUGCUUGCUUGGACUGGUCUGUUGCGGUAUGGGUAUCAGGAAGAGGCCGAGAGACUGGCUUACAAGUGGCUGUACAUGAUCACCAAAGCCUUUGUCGACUUCAACGGUAUCGUGGUGGAAAAGUACGAUGUAACCCGUCCAAUCGACCCUCAUCGAGUCGAGGCGGAGUAUGGCAAUCAAGGCUCAAGCCAGACAGGGUUUGGAUGGGUCAAUGCCAGUUUUGUGUAUGGGCUUGACAUUCUCAAUGCCCACCAGAGACGAGCACUUGGUGCGGUUACGCCCUAUGAGACGUAUAGCAAAGCUGUUGACCAGCAGUUCCCAUACUAA
This is a messenger RNA of Talaromyces rugulosus, 3048 nucleotides long. RefSeq lists its product as uncharacterized. Bases 1 to 3048 code for a protein of 1015 amino acids. Gene Ontology annotation, biological process: trehalose catabolic process. Lineage: Eukaryota; Fungi; Ascomycota; Eurotiomycetes; Eurotiales; Trichocomaceae. Gene Ontology annotation, molecular function: oxidoreductase activity; calcium ion binding; alpha,alpha-trehalase activity. The transcript is spliced from 10 exons. Gene Ontology annotation, cellular component: cytoplasm. The record is from RefSeq and is a predicted model, not a curated record.